This is a messenger RNA of Trichobilharzia regenti, 2445 nucleotides long. The record is from the annotation of a GenBank genome assembly. Lineage: Eukaryota; Metazoa; Platyhelminthes; Trematoda; Strigeidida; Schistosomatidae.
AUGGUGUUGUUGUUGAGAUGUAUAAGUGGCUCCAAGCCACAAUUGCGCUUGUUUAUAACGCGGAGCUUUCAUCACAAGAGGGUUUUAUGUCUUCCAUCAUAUUACCGUGUGAACAAAAGUGUUUGUCAUGGGUCUCCAUAUCCGCCAAUUUAUUUAGAAGCUCCCGUCUGUUAUUUUCGCACCAAUCACUACUUUCUCACGCAGAUUCAAGAGAAUAAGCGUGUUGAGCCCAUUGAAGUCCCCAAAUUAAAUAUAGAUGACGUUAAACUAGAAACAUCAGUUCCAAAGACAGAUAAAUUAACGUCUUCGGAACCUGACAACCGACUACCAGUAGAGCAACCUGAUGAAAAUAAGGUCAACAAACAACUUGCCAAGCCCUCUUUAUGGGCUCGUGUUAAAAAGGAGAUUAUUCAUUACUAUCAUGGAUUCAGACUACUUGGUCUUGAAGUCAGAAUUGCUUCUGGGAUUUGCUUCAGAGUUCUUCGAGGUCACACGCUAACCAGGAGGGAACGGAAACAGCUUGUUCGUACAGUGGCUGAUAUUAUACGCCUUGUACCAUUCGCCGUAUUUAUAAUUGUACCAUUUAUGGAGUUACUGCUUCCCUUUUACUUGAAGUUCUUCCCUUUUAUGCUUCCAAGCACAUUUAAAGAGAAGUCAUCUGAGGCCAACGCUAUUCAACAACGGUUAAAAGCUAAACUGGAACUAACCCGUUUUCUUCAAGAGACUAUGCUACAAACCACUGGGGCUAGCAAAGGAGAUCCUGAUACACCUUCUGUUGUUGAAUUCCAGGACUUCAUCAAGCAGUUGCAAAAAUCUGGUCAACAAGCCCAAGCCAAAGACAUUACUAGAUUUUCCAAGCUUUUUGAAGAUCAGGUGACGCUGGAAUCACUGGAUAACAAACAGCUUAGAAUGUUAUGUCAACUUCUUUCUCUUCCAACUAUGGGACCUAGUCAUCUGCUUAGAUUUCAGAUUUGGAUGCGUGUCAGGCAGUUAAAAGCUGAAGAUAGAUUGAUAGCAAAAGAAGGUGUCGAUAAGAUACCACCUUGGGAAUUACAAACCUUGUGUCAGGAGCGCGGUAUGCGUUCAGUCGGAUUGCCGAAAGAACGCCUCCAAUCACAACUUGUCGAAUGGCUCGAUCUACACUUAAAGCAGAAUGUACCACUCACACUUUUACUAUUCUCUCGUGCACUCCAUGUGUCUCAGGCAACAAUCGAUCAGAAUCCUCUACAACAGGCUAUUGCUCAAUUACCCGCUUCUGCAUCAUCAGAAGUAGUAGCUCGUGUUUUAGAAAACACUCCUCAUGAUGCACUCGAUCCUAAGACCAAAAUACAAGUGUUACGCGAAGAACAAGACAGUAUCAAGGCUGCAAGGGAACAGCGUAAACAAGAGUUAGCUGAAAAGGAGAAAGCUGAAGCUGAACAAGCCAAAGUUUCGUCAGCUGCUGUACUAGAAGAAUUAACUGAUCAAGCCCCAUUAUUGAAAGGUCUUAAACAUGAAGAACUUGACAAAGUUACACCUGUCGUGGUCGACCCAGCUACUAUUUUAUCACAGACCGCUGGUGUACAACCCAAGAGUAAAGAACCAGCUGCUGAGAUGAAACCUCCUGCUGAUAUGGGACAUCCUGCUCACUUAAAAGACGGUGUAUGCUUAAGUUGUUCAACUGAUGAACAGAAAACAUUAGAACCAGCCAAAGCUGAAGAUGUGACAGAGAUAACUGCUGGAGAUUUAGCUGAAAUUCGUUCAGCUAUUGAAAUUUCUACAUCUGAAUUACACGAGGAAACAAUACAUGACUUGAAGGAAAAAGUUGCCGAGACAGCAAAGUUACAACAACAACAUCAUGCAGAAUUUACUACCGCGGAACAAGUUUCAGAUAAACGAAAAUCAAAAGCUGCAGUUCAUUUGGAGUCUCGUGUUGAACGGUUAAUCAAAGAAAUGGAUACAAUGGUAGAUAAGCUGGAUGAUAAACGUCAAAAAUUGUUAAGAGAUAUUGAAAUUCGUGCUAAUCAUAUAAAAGAUUCAAUUGAAGAAGAGGAGCAGUCAAAAAUGAUUGAUGCAAUUAAAGCAGAUCAUCAACGUGUAGUAGAUAUGAAUGAUUUACUCGAAUCAUUGAAACGUAUUCAAAGUGUUCAUGAUCAUAAACGUUGGGAGAAAAUUUUAAAAGUUCUAGAUGAAGAUAAAGAUGGUAAAAUUGAAUUGAAACAUAUCCUAUCUGUGAUUGAACUUUUGGGUGAAGGGAAUGUCAAAGUUUCCAGUAAAGAAAUUACUCGUAUUCUUGAAAUGAUUGACAACGAAGAAUUGGCUAAUGCAAUCUCAUUAGAAUCAGAAUUAAAAGCAGAUAAAAGUAGUUCCAGUGCUUCGGUAGAAAAUUCCACUCAGGUUCCCUUAAAACAGAAAAACAAUAAUAAUAAGGACGACAGCGAACGCUCAAAAAGAGAAGAUAAUUAA